Molecule: messenger RNA, 751 nt
Organism: Cladocopium goreaui
Lineage: Eukaryota; Dinophyceae; Suessiales; Symbiodiniaceae
Source: the annotation of a GenBank genome assembly
AGCUUCGCAUAGCCCUGACUUGCUGACAUUCUCGCACCGCACACGCUUUCUGAUCAGUAGUGCAACAUGCCGAAGAACAAGCUCGGAGGAAACAAGGCCAAGCGAGCCAAGGCCAGCACCGAGAACAACAAGAAGGAGCUGGAGUUUAAAGAACCUGGCCAGGAAUAUGGACAGAUCACCCGAAUGUUGGGCAACGGCCGUUGUGAUGUGCAAUGCGUCGAUGGGGUGAAGCGGUUGUGCCACAUUCGCGGCAAGAUGAGGAAGAAGGUCUGGUGCAAUCAGGGUGACAUCGUCUUGGUGUCGCUUCGUGACUUUCAGGACGAGAAGGGCGACAUCAUUGUGAAGUACACCGCGGAGGAAGCUCGAAGCCUGAAGAACUACCAGGAACUGCCCGAGAACGUGAAGAUCAACGAGACAGACAUCGGCGACGGCGACUCCAGCGACGAUGGUGUGGAGUUCGAUGAGACAGCUGGUGUGGAUGUGGACAACAUCUAGUUGUGCCCAUGGUCGAUGGUCAGCAUGCCAUGGCCACGCGAGACAUCUUCCGUGGUGAGUUUUGCCCAUUCAGCCAAUGGACAGCCACCGCACAGGGCUGUAUAGCUAUGAGUAGCCGAGUUGGCAGGGCAAACCUAGGGUCCGAAUUCAGAUCCUUCCUGGUAGGUGCUUCCCCUUUUUGCGGGCAGCCAGGGAAGGACAAACCUUAGUGGCUCUGCGGUAGCCUAAGUGAUCACAAACAGGAAGAGAAAUCCAC